AUGGACAUGCUCCAUGAUGGUCCGCUCGCCUCUCCUACGAAAGCCCGCCAGGCGGCCAUUCAGGCCAAAGACUGGGCGUACGUGAACUCCUGGCUCAGCCGACUAUACGCGCCGAAGCCAGUGCCUCAUUUUGAAUGUAAUGAGGAUACCCUCCGGGUUCUCCUGACGCUGGCUGCGGCUAAUGACACCGCCAACGAAGAAGCGAGUCUACAACACCGUGCUCGUGAAGAAGCCGUCCAUGGGUUUAAAGUACGGGAAGAAGCCGAAAGGCAAGAUCCACAUGAACGACAGAAAAAUGAGAUACUGGAUGAGGUGGAAAUGUGUCUUGACGACAAAGGCAGACACGAUCUAGACGAUCUUGCUGAUACAGCAGCUGCACUUGGCAACACUCUGAACCCUGUACCUGAAGAUCUCAGUCAAUCGAUUGUGGAGCUCACGGCGGAAGAGUUCGAGGUGCAAGACCAAGUGUCAAAAGUGGAGACGUUGCACUGCUAUCUCCAGAAGGAGCUCGCACGGCUUCAGGCUGAUCUGCAGGGGCUCAAGGUUGACAUGGUGUACGAGAUACCAGCGGAUACCCAAAGCUUGACGUCAGAGUGGGUGCGCGGUACGAAGAUGCUCGGUACGAAGGUUGGGGAAUAUCAGAGUCGUAUUGCGUCACUCGAGCGGAAUCAAUCAUGCGGUCCUACAAUUGAGGAGCUGAUGGUGGAAGAAGAGAAUGUUGUUCGGUUACGUGAGAUUGUCAGGUCUCUUGAAAGCCGCGUGAAAGCUUUCCACGACCUCCCAAAGGAUAUUGCAGGGGCUCAGGCACGAUAUAAAGAACUAGAGCGCGAGUUUAGCCAGCUCACAAGGCAGCGAGACAAAAUGUUUGGCAGGCUUGUUGGGCGACAAUGA
Molecule: messenger RNA, 891 nt
Organism: Penicillium canariense
Lineage: Eukaryota; Fungi; Ascomycota; Eurotiomycetes; Eurotiales; Aspergillaceae
Exons: 1
Coding region: 1-891 (296 amino acids)
Biological process (GO): spindle assembly
Cellular component (GO): cytosol; HAUS complex
Source: RefSeq, a predicted model, not a curated record